Molecule: messenger RNA, 2027 nt
Organism: Manis javanica (Malayan pangolin)
Lineage: Eukaryota; Metazoa; Chordata; Mammalia; Pholidota; Manidae
Source: RefSeq, a predicted model, not a curated record
AUGCCCUGCAAGGUGAAGUGUGAAUUUUGCUUUCUACAGGAGUUAUUAGAGAAGGACAAACAGCGUGGCUGCUUUCCUCAACAUCUUGGCUUCCUAAGUUUCUACCAGUCUUUUCUGCCCUUUCACUUGGCCCACAACAUUCUCUCCACAGUUGAUGUAAAGCUGGACCCAUCCACAGCACAUCCGAGCAUCCUCCUGACCACCUACCUGCACAGCGUGCAGGACACAGAGCUCUGGAGGGAUGUCCCCAACAAUGCGGAGCGAUUUGACACAUGGCCUUGUGUGCUGGGCUUGCAGAACUUCUCAUCGCAGAGGCAUUACUGGGAAGUCGUGGUUGGAGAAAGAGCAGAGUGGGGUCUAGGCAUCUGUCGAGACACAGUGUGAAGGUAGGGGGAGACCACUCCACCCCAGGAGAAUGGGGUCUGGGCCGUGUGGCUCCUGAAAGAGAGUGAGUACAUGGUUCUCGCCUCCCCAUCGGUGCCUCUCCACCCAGAGCGGCCUCGCCGGGUUGGGAUUUUCUUGGACUAUGAAGCAGGCGAAAUCUCCUUUUACAAUGUCACCAACGGGUCCUACAUCUACACAUUCACCCAGCUGCUCUCCGGUCUUCUCCGACCUUACUUCUUCAUCUGUGACAUAAUUCCUCUCACUCUACCACCUGUGACAGAGGCAGAGGCAGGAGAUCCGGCAUUCAGUAGUCGUCUUGUCCAUGCUGUUAACGUCAGUCCUGAAUAUUCCUAAAAUCCUCUUCCUGAGCACGCAAAGCCUGGCAAUGGUCCCGGUGGUGGAGUGGAGCCCCCGGGGACGCCUCCACUCAGAGCAGCACUUUGAUCCUUAUCGCUGUGCAACUGUUCCCACUGGGACCAAGCAGAAAAUACGAAAUCCUCGCAUGUAGAGGGACGUCGUGGAACAUGAUGAUUUUAGAAAUGGAGGAAUCUCAUCAGCCUUUUUCCAGAUGGCUCCACACAUUUUCUUCAGAAUUCCUUCAAAUGAAUCAACCCUGGAUUAAACAAGGAUUUCAGGACAUCCAUUAUCAUUUAUUAUUCCUUUUAAGAUGCUUUCGUUCUGAGUCUUUCAUAUAUUAUGAAAUGGAAAUGAAAAUUCUUGAUUCUUGAGUUGGUCCAGAACAGCCCAAUAUUGUUCCUGCAUCAGAUCUGUAAUUAUUUUUCUCCUCCUUAUUUUCCUCUUCCCCUCUCGGUCAGUCUCCCAUUCUCUGUCUCUCUUUGUCUCUCUGCCUCUGCUUUUGUUUCUCCCUUUCUAUCUUGCUCCUGUUUUUUUAUACCUUCUGUUGUUUAACCUUUCAUCACCUAGAUUACUAUAUUCAGAACCACUUCUUUUUAUACUUUAUCUCUCUAUGAUAUGUCGAAUUACUUGCUAAGCCUUCUUUAUUCUGGGAUCAAUUUUUAAGGUUUACAAAAUUCAUUCUGUGUAUCUAAUAUCACUGAUUCUCACAUCAUACCUCUCUGAGAUGAAACUUUUCCUUUAUCUUUGGAUACAUAUUUCAGAGUAGAAAUUUCUCAGAAUUCUGAUUCAACCAGUUCUCUGGACUAGCCAUCACUAGUUGUGAGACCUCAAACAAAUAACCUUUCUCUCUUUCAGACUUAACUAGUUGAUAUGGUUCCUAUAUGUGGAAUAUUUGACUUAUUUUUAAAGUACAUUCUGUACCUUCCUAACAGAAUUCUUAAAAGUUGUUGAAGGCUAAUUUUGCUGCCAUCUUUCUCUGAAUCUGUGCUUAAUAAAUAAGUGCCAAACAAAUGCUAAAUAAUUAAUAAUUAAUGGAAACUUAUUUAACAUUAUCUUGAUGAUAAUAUUCCAAGACCUUAAUCUUCCAUUUUAAUAACUCUACCUUGAAUUUUAAGGUGGUUCCCUCUUCCAGGGAGAUUCCUUUGACUAAAAUCUUUCAUUUAUUUUCCAGGGACAUAAUUAACAUAGCUUUAUUUCUAGAUUUUUAAACAUUUUUCUUUCCAGGCUUUUUGUAUCUGGAGGAGCAUUAUGCAGUAUAAUAAUUUUAUAAAUGGAGCAAUCUUAUC